UCAGCCUAGUCGUGUUGACAUUGAUAACGAAUGUUCGAUUUAGUAUGAAUGCUCAACUUACCCAUUUUGGAUGAAACAAAAUUUUUUUAACUAAAUUUAUUUUAUAGCUUCAUUAUCUAAGAGUCAUGAGAAAUUUAAAUAUUUUUCUCUUGUUAUGUGCGUUAUUUGGAAUGGCAUUUUCAAAGUUUUGUCCAAGGAUAGGACUAGAAGACGUUGAUUGGGUAAAGUUUAGUCAACUCGAGGCAACAUGGUAUGAUGUAAUUGACAAUCCGCAGUACGAAUACCUAAUUGAUUGUUGGGAUUGGAAGAGUUUUGUAGCAAUCGGAGAUGGAUUUGCAAUGAAUGCAACUAUGUAUGCCCAAGGUCGACCGGUAGAGAAACAUUUAGAUGUUUACCUGCAUUUCAUUCCCAACGAAGAUGGAACUUAUUCCGUCAACCAGGCUCACAAAUCAGCAUACGCCAGUAGAGUUAAAGAAUCCAUUUCUCAUAAAGCUGAUGAAGAUAUACUGAAGGCCGCUGAUGUUGUUGCUGACAUCAUUUUCUCGGCAAAAUACUUCUUCGUAACAAACUACAAAACCUAUUUCAUUGUUGCACAAUGCGAUUCAGAAGAAGGUAUGACCAUUUUUGUUAAAAAUAGAAGAGUACGACCAAAUGGCCAGGAUAUUUUGAAUGUAUGGAAUUUACUGAUCGAAAACCAGGAAACUCCUAGAGAAGACAUGGUCUUCAAGCAAACGUGCAUCAACAGAAAUUAAAAUCGUGAAGGAUACUACGUUACAUUAUCACGACGUGUGCGUGAUUUUUUUGAAUAAAUUCUCGCUGAUUUACUUUUUAUGUACCCUUCCAUUCAAGUAUUGUUCUAGGAGAGAAAGUAUACAGUUUGAUCAAUUAGCUAAUGGCAGGCAUCAUUAGACGGUGUAUUUGAAAUUGAGAAAAUAAUGUCACUGUGUUCAUUCGGUCCUCGUAGGUCAUCGAAGAUUCAUAAUGCAAUUUCGGAUGUGGACACAAAAUUCAGACCCGGCAAAAAAAACAUUGAAUGAUGAUUCCGCAUAAUAGUAUAUAGAAACUACAAUAUAUAUAACAUAUUGAGUAUAUAUAAAUGAUACUGUUAAUUUGGAAAAUCUUUCAAUUUCCGUUCUACAAAUGGCGCAAUCCUAUCUAUUUUACACUGGAUGGCGUCGAAUACUGUAUUAAACUCUUUAUAUACAAA
Molecule: messenger RNA, 1207 nt
Organism: Styela clava
Lineage: Eukaryota; Metazoa; Chordata; Ascidiacea; Stolidobranchia; Styelidae
Source: RefSeq, a predicted model, not a curated record